Messenger RNA from Neocloeon triangulifer, 3415 nucleotides. RefSeq names its product protein spire (gene spir). The coding region runs from base 170 to 2908 and encodes 912 amino acids. The record is from RefSeq and is a predicted model, not a curated record. Gene Ontology annotation, biological process: polar body extrusion after meiotic divisions; actin nucleation; cleavage furrow formation. The transcript has 18 exons. Gene Ontology annotation, cellular component: cytoplasmic vesicle membrane; cell cortex. Lineage: Eukaryota; Metazoa; Arthropoda; Insecta; Ephemeroptera; Baetidae. Gene Ontology annotation, molecular function: actin binding.
CACAGUCAGUCAGUGUUGAACAGCAGUGGCGAGUGGCGGAUUGAGGGUCCUUCUCUCUAAAGCAGUCAGUGGGAGAUACGCGCGCUGCACCUGACGGCGUUCGCUGAUGCGAACAAAUUUUCUAUUCAGAUUUAGCCAAAAGUGAGAUAGAAUCGACGCGACUGAGACGAUGGCUGCCGACGUGGCGGUGUCCGGUGGCCGCGCGUCGGACACACCGUCCCUGAGCCUGGACGCGAGCGGCUGCGUGUCCCUGCAGGACAUUCUGCUCGCGUUCAACGCGCCCAUCAGCGAGGAGCACGCGUGGGCCCUGUGCUUUGAGUGCGUCAAGUGCUUCCAGAACGCGCUGCACGAACACGGGAAGUGUCUGCUCGUGUCCGAACCAGAGCACAUUUUUCUGCACAAGGACGGACAGGUGCACGUCCGCACCGUCCUUCCCGAAAUCAGGAACAACUCCUCCUCCGACAAGAAUGAUUCAACAGCCGGUCGACCUUUCACCUCUUCGCAACAAAAGCUCACCUUCCACCUGGGCCUGGCUCUGUUCAAAGCUCUGGAGUUUGGCUUUCAAGAGGAGGAAGAGCGAAGACUGGGUGCUGACCUGGAGCGGCUCAUUGACCUGAUGACCACCGAGCCUGUUUCAGGCGAAGAUGCUUCCGAAAAGCCGGAGACAGACGACGAAGGUAUUGAGCAGGACUCGGGAGAUGGCACAGACGACGUGACCAAAGUGUCGCCAUUCUCAUUCGACUCGGGAUCCCUGCACACCGUCAUCACCAAAGUAAUCGAGCACUGCAAUGUGAGGCAGGCUAGCCAGCAGCGCGGGCAGUCGGAGGCGCACUAUCGGGCCGUGUGUCGGGCGCUGGUGGCGGAAGCGCUCGAACUCGCUUCCUUCCUCGAAAGGGUGUCGCAGGGCACGCAAAGUCUGCCCUGCGUGCAGGUCGACCCCGAAACGUGCCAUGACCUCGACCAGCUCAAGUUCACCGACUGGUCUGGCCGUAGGAUUUGGAGAGCUCUACAAGCUCGUUUGUGGAUGCAAGUGAUUCAAGAACUGAGAAAUGGAGUACAAUUGAAAAAAGUGCAAGCGGGUGGCCCCUGCCUUCGCAAUCCUACCAUCGAGUACGAACUGACGCCAUAUGAGAUUUUGAUGGACGACAUCAGAGCCAAGCGGUACAAAUUGAACAAGGUGAGUGUGAUGGUUGACGGCGAAAUUCCACAAAGAGUCAAAAAGGACGCCCACGCCAUCAUUCUUGAGUUCAUCCGAUCGAGGCCUCCACUUCGGAAGGCGUCGGAGAGGAAACUGGGCCCUGCCCCUGACAGAGCCCCGAGUCCUCGAGAGCUGCUGAUGGAGAGCAUCAAACAGGAGCACCGCCUGCGCCCCUCGGCCAGCCCCAUCAAGAGAUUGAGCCUCGUCAGAGCCGACACAGCGCCGCAGACCCUGCUGAAGGAGCCAAGCCGCGAGCCCGAAGGCACGCCAAUGAGGAGGCUCAUCCAAGUGGAUUUCUCCAAGUUCCAGGAUGAGAUUGAAGACGAUGACGACGACCUGAUCUGCUCCCUCGACUCGCCUGCCUCUCCCGCCGCCCCGCCAGUUCCAGCCCCCAGGAGCAACGUCAACCCCUGGCGGAGAACAGACUCAACCGGCAGCACUUCUUCAACCGGCGGCAACCACCUGAAGCUGCGAUACGACCUGGGUGACCUUUUGGCUGGCAGUCGCGCCUCAGGGUUCAUCUCGUCUGCCGAGCACCCUGAAGACGACGGCGCUCAGGGUGUCAAGGAAGAAGCGCCCGAACCUGCACCUCGCACAGAGAGACCGGCGUCCCUCUUACUCGAUUCGUACGAUUUGGCCACGCAGUGCCCAAGCAGGAGGGCCACGCUCAGGAGAAGACACACCGUAGCCGGAACCAAAGACGAUAAAAACGAAAAUGAAGUCAACGAUGAACUGCCCGCAAAGAGAUGCUCGCACGCCUUUGACGCCGAAAAGGGUGAAGAGGCCGAGGAGGACGACGACACCAGGACGCACACCAGCCUUGGCUCGUGCGAACUCAACUGGUCGCGCUCCUCGCUGCAGGACGAGCUGCUCCAUUCGUCGCACUGGCAGUCGGCGAUGGAGUGCCUGUCACUGACGCUCGAGGAGAUCGUGCACAUCCGCAGCGUGCUUACCAAAGCUGAGCUCGAUGGAUUACCAGUCGAGGGUCGGAUUAAGGAAGAAGUCGAAAAAAGAAAAGUGUGCUUCCUGUGUAUGAAGACGCGCUUCAGCAUCUUCGGUCCGUGGGGCCAGAAAUGCAAACUGUGUCAGAGGACUGUCUGCAACAAGUGUUGCGAUAAGAUGAGGAUUCCCACAGAGCACUUUUCGCGCGUGCCUGUUUUUGCCCUGUCGCCAGGUUUGUCUUCACCUGAAGGCAGCGAUGAUGGAUCCAGCUCGCCAACCUUUGGCCGCUCCCUGAUGAACCGGCUUUUGGCCGCUGCCCCUCAGCAGAUGACGGCACCGCCAGCCCCAGCCCCGCAGCGCUUCAACAGCGUUGGCAGCGCCCCUACUUCACCCACCCUCACGCGGCGCACAACCUCCUCGGCCACCCCUACGCAACUCCACUCGGACACCCCGCCACCCCUCAAAGUUGAACUCGAGACCCUCAGCAGCUCUGCGGGCAGUGACGAGAAAUGCCCUACCGAGAAUCAGCCGCAGUCCUUACCAGUCACCGUGGACAAGCCCAACCCGGCACAGAGGGGUUUUUUGAUGCGCUCGAAAACGCUUGGUCGGCCAUCAGGAGCUGACAAGACGGCCGAGAAGUUGAAGGGGCUGCAGAUGAUUGUGUGCCUGGACUGCAAAACGAUGGUCCUGCAAAUAAUCAAGACGUCUCGCACAAGUCGUAGCCAGGCCAUCAAAAACCUAUCACUCAACAUUUCCCCUGUAUAUUGACUAGAGACUGCCCCAGUUUAAUAUUUAAUUUUCCUGUAAAGCCUACUAUGUAAUAUGUAUGAUGUAAGACUAUAAUUUAAGUAAUAACAAAAAACGCGAUGGAUGAACUAUAAAGAAAGAGUAUUAUAAAUAAGUAAAUAUAAUAAUUCGAUCUCUGCCCGCCACGAUAAGGCUUUUUGUAAAUCAUGUGGAUAUAUAUCAAUAUUAUGGAAAAUCAUAAUCACAUAGGCGGAUCACAGCUUUUUCGUAGAAAGUGGAGCUUAAUUGUAAUUUCUUUUUUGCCGCAUGAAUAUAACUCUUGAGAAUGAAGCAAAGUAGAUAUUUUUACUAAUUUUAUUGUGUAUGAUAAUAAGAUUCCAAAGUCUAAUUCCGUUGCUUCCAAUGAGCCUGAUUUUUAAAAAUAAUUCUUUCACUUCUUCUCUAUGCACAUCAUAUCAUCUUCGAUGGCAGCUAUUCCCCCCAAACAUUUUGAGAACUUGUUUAAGAAUAAAAACGAUUACUACCACA